Messenger RNA from Seminavis robusta, 2015 nucleotides. The record is from the annotation of a GenBank genome assembly. Lineage: Eukaryota; Bacillariophyta; Bacillariophyceae; Naviculales; Naviculaceae.
AUGAACCGAGCAACCAUGGUGCCAUGCGGGAUGCAGGAGACCCAGGAUGACAACAACCAUUCACAAGAUAUGCAAAUUUCGUGAAAGAAACAAAACUGGUGACAUCAAUCAAGGGUAGUUAGCUAGCUAGCUAGACAUUGAAACACAAUGAUGAGGAUUUGGUUGUCGAUUCGACGACGACCCAUUGUGGGUUUGUUGUUGCCCUUGGUACUUGUAUUGGUCGCUCGAUCCUACUAUAAUGUCGUCUUGGAUGCCCGAACUUUGGCUGGCGUCGAAAGCAGCAAGAAGAGUGGUCGAAAAGAGCACUUGGCAUCUUGGUGGGGAGGAACUCUGGUGAUGAAUGACAGUAUGCCCGUCAUGAUCCAAAAGGCCGCCAGCAGUCGUCAAGUCCAAGCCAAGGCAGCCUUGCAGCGCAUGAAAGACCAAGGUACCCUAACGGCUCUGGUUUCUUCCAGAGACCACGUGUUAAAACAUGGAUUCCCGAUUCGAUGGGAUGAUUGCGUCUUGGACCAUUUGUAUCAGGAACAAAGAGCCUUCGAUGUUGUGGUACUGGGUGGUGCUUCGGGUACGGCACGACAUUAUACGUCCUGUCAGCAGCAAAAGCACACCACCACACAAAGAAAACCCAGACCGACGAAACGACGCCCCGUUUACAAAUCCCUGUUGCAACAAAAGUUCCAUCAAGUCAACACUGCCCCUCAAUUGAAUGUUCGUGUGUUUCAUCGAGGACGACCGGAUGACUCCGUCGCCAAUACGCUGCUCCUCGAUGAACUGGUCCAUCCCCUGACCACCAAUGUACUCGUUUGGGAGGAUGUUCUAGUGGAAGCAUCGGACACAACGGAAGAUUCACGUCAGAAAGAACUCGAACAAGCACGACGACUCGACUUUUGGUUGACACGCAUCCACGCGCUUUACGAUCAAGCUGGGAAACGACCUCCUCCCAUUCUCAUCAACUACUUGUGGGAUGUGGAGACGGUCAAACGAGUGAAACAAACACCACCAGUCACACUACCACCUGGAAUCCAGCAGCAACGACGACAGCAACAACACACAUCUUUGGUCGAUCGCAAACCAUUGCAGUAUACCCAGAAAUUGAUUGAUUCCUAUCGUUCCUUGGGAUGGAACAUUGCGGUCAUGAAUGUCGGAGCCGUGAUCAAGGACCAUCGUUUGUUGUUGGAUGACAACGACCAUCCCAGUUGCCAAGCAUCCAACUUGAUGGCCGAAAUGAUCCAGCAUGCCUUUUACUCCAAUCUGGCAGCAGAUCGCAACUGUACCAGCGAUACCCAUUCUCCGCUUCAUCACGACUGGAGGCAUCACGGAGAGACCCAAUCCAUUGUACCGCCGCAUCCAAACGUUUUAGGGGACGUCAUCACUACUCGAUGGGAAACCUUGUGGAGAGACUUGUUUCGAGAAGAUGCAGUCAUUGGUUCCUUGACCGCCUGGGAACCACGAAUCCACAACCGCACCAAUCUGAAAAUGGCACCACAGGGCAGGACCAAGUGGCCCAUGACGGUACAGAAAAAUGAACCAAAGCACAGGGACCCAUCCGUUGGUGAUGAUACUGAUGAUUUGAAGAACCAGGCCUUUUGGGUGCCCCGAUGUGGUUUUGGUAGUAGCGAUUUCAAGAUUACCAUUAACGAUCCCAAUCUCAAAUGGCUCGGCCUGGGCAUUGAAGGCAAGGACCAUUUCAAGCUCUUGAUCAAUGGAGUGCACACCAAACACACAGCAACGCCCAGAGCACCGUGGAGUUUCCAACCUGUUCACAUUACACAAUGGGUACCCGUCUUGGAGCAUGUCGCUCAGAGCAGCCAGUAUGAGAUAUCCAUUUGCCGUGAUCAUCCUACGAGAGGGUCCUUGCACCACUUUGUGGGGGUUUCUGUCCCUCCCAGCUAACUGGCUGCAUUUAUUCUAGUAGGGAUCUUUACCUGAGAUCAGCCCUUUGCAUUUACCAAUGGCUGCAGAAAGCCACGUAAUCUACAUACUAAUAAACACGCGUAACCAUCCCUUUGUCAUUC